This is a messenger RNA of Cariama cristata (Red-legged seriema), 969 nucleotides long. It is a transcript of the gene PTGR1, whose product is annotated as prostaglandin reductase 1. Lineage: Eukaryota; Metazoa; Chordata; Aves; Cariamiformes; Cariamidae. Gene Ontology annotation, cellular component: cytoplasm. The transcript is spliced from 8 exons. The record is from RefSeq and is a predicted model, not a curated record. Gene Ontology annotation, molecular function: 2-alkenal reductase [NAD(P)H] activity; 15-oxoprostaglandin 13-reductase [NAD(P)+] activity. Gene Ontology annotation, biological process: prostaglandin metabolic process. The annotation marks the transcript as partial.
AGUUGCUGCUUGAAUCAGUGUUUCUCAGCGUUGAUCCUUACAUGAGACCUUACAGUCGAAGGGACAUGAAGGAAGGGGAUAUAAUGAUAGGAACACAGGUUGCCAGGGUUGUAGAAAGCAAGAAUCCUGCUUUCACAGUGGGGACAUUUGUUGUGGCUGGAAGUGGCUGGAGAACUCAUUUCAUCUCUGAUGGGAAAGACCUACAACUCAUUCCUUCCAGUUGGCCGGAAUCACUCCCCAGAUCUCUGGCUCUUGGGACAGUUGGCAUGCCAGGCCUCACUGCAUAUUUUGGUUUGCUGGAGGUCUGCAAGAUAAAGCCAGGAGAGACGGUGCUGGUUAAUGCUGCAGCUGGUGCUGUGGGUUCUGUGGUGGGGCAGCUUGCUAAAAUUGGGGGUUGCAAAGUGGUUGGCUCUGCUGGCUCAGAUGAGAAGGUUGCCUAUCUGAAAAAAAUAGGCUUUGAUGAAGCCUUUAAUUACAAGACGGUUACAUCUCUGGAUGAAGCACUGCACAAAGCCUCUCCUGAUGGCUAUGACUGUUUCUUUGACAAUGUGGGUGGAGAGUUUGCCAGUAUUGCUAUCAACCAGAUGAAGAAAUAUGGAAGGAUUGCAGUCUGUGGAGCCAUCUCUCAGUACCAUGACUCCAUGCCUCAGAAAGGGCCUUAUGUGCAGGUUCCAAUAGUCCUCAAAGAGCUUCAGAUGGAAGGGUUUUUGGUGACCCGCUGGAAUAACCGUCGGGAGGAAGGUCUGAAGGCACUGCUAAAAUGGGUCAUGGAGGGAAAACUGAAGUGCCAUGAACAAGUCACUGAAGGAUUUGAGAACAUGCCAGCAGCUUUCAUUGGAAUGUUAAAGGGAGAAAAUCUUGGAAAAGCCAUUGUAAAAGUCUGAAGGUCACAUAAUCCUGGGAGACUGGCACAGGAGAAUGUGAUUCUGUUAAGUACUUUUAACUCACAUUGAAAUGUAUGUUUCAGUC